AUGUCGGAUCACCGCGUUGAGUCGGGGGAAAGACCUCUGAAAGAUGCCCCAAUGUCUGACGACGAGGCUGUCCUUGCAGCAUUGGGCAGGAAGGACCUCCUUGUGAGGAACUGGGGGUUUUGGAAUAUCCUCGGGUUCGCAGUCACCAAUUUAUGCUCCUGGGAAUUUGCAACCUCCCUCAUCGGUUCAACAUUCCUCAAUGGAGGGCCAGUCGCCGUUGUGUACGGGUUCAUUGCAACCUUUUUUGGUAUUCUCGCUAUCAACGCCUCCCUUGCUGAGAUGGCGUCCAUGUAUCCUGUCGCAGGUGGCCAAUACUUUUGGACCUUCCACUUCGCGCCUCCAAGAAUUAGGGUGUUUCUGAGCUACCUGCAAGGCUGGUUAACGUCCAUCGCGUGGCAAGUUGGUUUUGUCAGCACGACCGUCUUCCUGGCCGAGCAGAUCGAAGCCUUGAUUGUCCUGAAUCACAGCUCCUAUGUACCCAAGGGCUGGCACACGUUCCUUCUGAUGACCAUGUUCUCUCUGAUCGGACUGGUCAUUCUGACAGUUGGCAAGAAGGUCUUACCGGUGAUGCAGACAAUUUCGGGCGUCGUGCACAUUGUCUUCUUCGUGAUCAUUACCGUCGUCCUCCUGAGCAUGAGCAGCAAGGCUUCGUCGAAAUUUGUUUGGACAAAGUUCGUUAACAACAGCGGAUGGUCUAACAAUGGCAUCAGCUUCUGCAUUGGUCUUUUGCUGCCUGCAUUUUCCAUCUCAGGGGCUGACGGUUGCGUCCACAUGGCCGAGGAAGUACGAAACGCCAAUCGAAACAUACCCCGGGCGUUCGUCUAUACCCUCCUCAUCAACGGCACCAUGGCAUUUGCUUUCAUGGUCGUCAGCCUUUACUGUAUCACCGACUUGGAUGCUGUUCUUGACACUCCGACCGGGUUUCCGAUUAUUGAGAUUUUCCGUCAGGCAACGAAAUCCAAUGGUGCGGCUACCGUCAUGGAUGUCAUGAUGAUGCUUAUCCAGGCAACCUGCUCUUUCUGUCUAUUGGCAGCUGCAAGCCGGUUGGCGUGGUCCUUUUCUCGUGAGGAAGGCUUCCCUGGCGCCAGAACCCUUGCGAAGGUCGAUUCGAGGUUGGAGGUCCCUCUCAAUGCCAUUCUCCUAAGCGUCACCAUAUCGAUCCUGCUCUCGACCAUCGUGAUUGGGAGCUCCGUGGCACUAGAGGCCAUUGUGUCGUUGUGUACCCUCUCCGCUUUCAUGUCUUACACCUUGCCUAUCGGGUCCUUCUUGUGGUUCAGACUCACUCGGACAACACCAAUCGCGUACGGCCCGUGGAGUCUGGGUCGCUGGGGUGUCCCGAUCAAUAUUUUCGCCCUGUGCUGGUGCAUCUUUUUCGUGGUCAUCCUGCCGUUCCCGUCCGAGAUGCCGGUAACCUGGGAAGACAUGAACUAUGCCGGCCCCAUCGCUGGGGCCGUCUUCUGCAUCUUGACCGUCGACUGGCUAUUCCGAGCACGAUAUCAGUAUUUCGGGCCUAGAAUGGAAAUCACUCUGGAAGGCACAGGUGAGGAACCUUUCGAAGUUGAGCAACGGCAAGAAGUGACUGCCACUAAGGGAAAGUUGCCAUGA
Molecule: messenger RNA, 1605 nt
Organism: Exophiala spinifera
Lineage: Eukaryota; Fungi; Ascomycota; Eurotiomycetes; Chaetothyriales; Herpotrichiellaceae
Exons: 6
Coding region: 1-1605 (534 amino acids)
Biological process (GO): transmembrane transport
Cellular component (GO): membrane
Molecular function (GO): transmembrane transporter activity
Source: RefSeq, a predicted model, not a curated record